CUCCAAAUGACCCUGGCUCCUCGGGGGGUUAUACUUCAAAAUCUGUUGUCAGGUCGAAAAUCAAACCCCGCAGGUCGCAAGAGUACGAGUCAAUCACUAAUAACGGCUCUGGUACAUACCAUAUUCAACGGUAUCUCGUAUCCUCAUUCAUGUGUUUAUGUAGGGGCGUACCAACCCGAGGAAGAAUUGCUACCCGUUCUCCAGCGCUGGCUCAGUGGUCCGGGAUGUCUCCAAGGAUCAGGGAGGUUGGUGGUUGUCAGCGCCUUCGACGAAGAACAUAAGGACGCACAGGAGAGGCGUAUUGAGCUAGCGAGUGCUCUCUCCCCAAAAGCAGACGUAAGCUAG
Messenger RNA from Cantharellus anzutake, 345 nucleotides. RefSeq lists its product as uncharacterized. The record is from RefSeq and is a predicted model, not a curated record. The coding region runs from base 7 to 345 and encodes 112 amino acids. The transcript has a single exon. Lineage: Eukaryota; Fungi; Basidiomycota; Agaricomycetes; Cantharellales; Hydnaceae.